Messenger RNA from Selaginella moellendorffii, 1939 nucleotides. Its product is annotated as pentatricopeptide repeat-containing protein DOT4, chloroplastic. The transcript is spliced from 3 exons. NCBI's taxonomy places the organism in Eukaryota, Viridiplantae, Streptophyta, Lycopodiopsida, Selaginellales, Selaginellaceae. Gene Ontology annotation, molecular function: zinc ion binding; protein binding; RNA binding. The record is from RefSeq and is a predicted model, not a curated record. Gene Ontology annotation, biological process: RNA modification. Bases 57 to 1910 code for a protein of 617 amino acids.
CGUGCGGCGCUAGGGUUUGUGUGGUGUGUGUGCAACAAUCUCAUGCAGUUUCAAACAUGUUUCUACCGGAGAGAGGGAUCGCCAACAGGAAAACACCAACCUGGGUCUCUGCAAAACUCGAGUCGCUCGCUGACCCAGCUGUAGGUAAGGCCACCACGGCUCGCUACAAAUCUCCACAUACACCUGUAGCUGGUGAUGAACCGGUGAGUUUAGGGAGGCUGAUAUACCGCGUGAGAGACUCAGCUGAGAGCAGAUCCCUUUCUUUGGGAAAACAAGCCCAUGAAGCUGUGCUCAAGAGUGAUGAGCACAAAAGCAACAUCUACUUGUUGACGGGAUUGAUCGAUAUGUACUGCAAGUGUGGCGAGCUUGAGGAGGCUCGCAAGAUUUUCGACUCCAUGGGAACCCGGAGUGUUGUGUCCUACAACGCGCAUUCAAUGCUGAGCAAGGAGAAGAAACAGCUAGAUCUGUUCGUGGCGACUUGCCUGGUAGACAUGUACUGCAAGUGUGGCGAGCUUGAGCGCAUCGGGAUGGAGAUCCAUUCAAUGCUGAGCAAGGAGAAGAAACAGCUAGAUCUAUUCGUGGCGAAUUGCCUGGUAGACAUGUAUUGCAAGUGUGGCGAGCUUGAGGAGGCUCGCAAGAUUUUCAACUCCAUGGGAACUCGGAGUGUUGUGUCCUACACUGCGAUCAUCCAGGGCUGCAACACGAACGGGCAAGCUGAACUUGCUCUGGAGUAUUACUCUGCCCUGAGAGCUGAUAACACCGUUCAAGCUGAUGCUUGCACCUACACCUGUGUCCUUGUUGCUUGCGGGAGUGUGAUGGCGAUCAAGCUCGGGAGGGAGAUUCACCAGCUGGCGAAGCAUAAAGGGCUGCUGAAAAACAAUCCAGUUCUGGGCUCCAGCCUGGUGAGCUUCUACGGCAAAUGUGGCGAUGUUGAUUCUGCUCAGGAAGCGUUUGACGAGUGCCGAGCUCGGGACGACACGGGUCUCUGGAACUCUCUCAUACAGGCUUACACUCUCCAGGGCCGAUCGAUCGAGGCCUUGGAGCGUUUCUAUUCCAUGACUCAGGAGGAGGGCUGUAAAGCUGACGAUGUGAGUUUUGUUUCGGUGUUGAACGCUUGCAGCCAUGGUGGUCUGGUCGGGAAAGGAAGGCAGCUUCUGGAUGAAAUGCCCAAGCAGUAUGGAGUCAAGCCACGUCUGGAGCAUUAUGUGUGCCUGAUCGAUAUGCUCGGGCGAGCUAACCUCCUCGACGAAGCUGUGAGAGUUCUCAGAGCCAUGCCUUUUGAACCGGAUGCAGUGGUUUGGACGUCCCUGCUCGGAGCCUGCCGGAAGUGGAAGAAUUACACGAUCGGCAAACUCGCGUUUGAGCGUCUUGUGGAGAUGGAUCCCAAGAGCGGCACGCCCUACGCAUUGAUGGCCAAUAUAUUUGGAAACCUGGGGAUGCUCAGUGAAAGGGCCGCUGUUGUGGAGAGAAUGAGAGGUGAAGGCAGCUUCAGGGAGCCCGGGAGAAGCUGGUGGACGGAUGUUUGCUCAGGAAAAGUGCAUUCUUUUUCUGUCGAGGAUAGGAGUCACUCACAGAGCGACGAGAUUGCGGCCAAGCUCAAGCAAUUGUUGCUGAGAAUGAAAGAGGAGGGGUAUGCGAGCGAUGUGAUCAACGUUCUAAAAGACAUACCCGAGGAAGAGAAAGAGGAUCACCUGUGCGGCCACAGUGAGAAGCUUGCGCUGGGGUGUGCUCUGGUGAACUCGCACCAGAAGGAGACCAUCAGAAUUGUGAAAAAUCUCCGAGUUUGUGACGAUUGCCAUGCGGCCACUGCUCUCAUCUCUAAGCUGGAAAAAAGGCUAAUCAUCUGCAAAGAUGCCAGUCGGGUUCAUGUGUUCCAGGAUGGCAGAUGUUCCUGUGACAACUACUUUUGAAAACAUGUCAGUGCUCUUUCUUGCAGUUA